Molecule: messenger RNA, 9054 nt
Organism: Myotis daubentonii (Daubenton's bat)
Lineage: Eukaryota; Metazoa; Chordata; Mammalia; Chiroptera; Vespertilionidae
Gene: DMBT1
Product: deleted in malignant brain tumors 1
Exons: 54
Coding region: 1-9054 (3017 amino acids)
Biological process (GO): zymogen activation
Cellular component (GO): plasma membrane
Molecular function (GO): serine-type endopeptidase activity
Source: RefSeq, a predicted model, not a curated record
AUGCGGCGGGCUCGGGUGCCCAGGGGCUGUGGACGGCUCGUCGGGGCCCCGCCGGCGCCAGCCUGUGCCACGCAGACCGAAGGCUAUGACUACGGCUUGCCGCUGAGGCUGGUGAACGGCGCGGACCGGUGCCAGGGCCGGGUGGAGCUCCUGUACCAGGGCGCCUGGGGCACCGUGUGUGACGACAGCUGGGACGCCCGGGACGCGGACGUGGUGUGCAGGCAGCUGGACUGCGGCCACUCGGUGUGGGCGCCCGGCGGGGCCCACUUCGGCCAGGGCUCGGGGAACGUCCUGCUGGGCACCGUGGACUGCGCGGGCUGGGAGCCCUCCCUGUCCAGCUGCCCCCACGGCGGCUGGUACCACCACGAGUGCGGACACAGGGAAGACGCUGGCGUCGUGUGCUCAGCUUCUCUGCUUUCCACGGCGGUGACCCUGGCAGCAUCCACGGAAGCUCCUCAGGCCUCCACAUCCUGGCCAGACGCAUGGACACCUCCUUCCACAGCUCCAACCACAACUGCCUCUACUCAAACAACAACAGGUUUCGGCACCGAUGCUGGUUUGGCCCUGAGGCUGGUGAACGGCGGUGACCGGUGUCAGGGCCGCGUGGAGGUCCUCUACCGAGGCUCCUGGGGCACCGUGUGUGACGACGGGUGGGACACCAACGACGCCAACGUGGUGUGCAGGCAGCUGGGCUGUGGCUGGGCCAGGUCGGCCCCAGGAAGUGCCCGGUUCGGACAGGGCUCAGGCCCGAUCGUGCUUGAUGAUGUAGCCUGCUCAGGGUACGAGUCCUACCUGUGGAGCUGCCCACACAGGGGCUGGAACUCACACAACUGUGGGCACGGAGAGGACGCCGGCGUCAUCUGCUCAGCUGCUCAGGCCUCCACAUCCUGGCCAGACGCAUGGACACCUCCUUCCACAGCUCCAACCACAACUGCCUCUACUCAAACAACAACAGGUUUCGGCACCGAUGCUGGUUUGGCCCUGAGGCUGGUGAACGGCGGUGACCGGUGUCAGGGCCGCGUGGAGGUCCUCUACCGAGGCUCCUGGGGCACCGUGUGUGACGACGGGUGGGACACCAACGACGCCAACGUGGUGUGCAGGCAGCUGGGCUGUGGCUGGGCCAGGUCGGCCCCAGGAAGUGCCCGGUUCGGACAGGGCUCAGGCCCGAUCGUGCUUGAUGAUGUAGCCUGCUCAGGGUACGAGUCCUACCUGUGGAGCUGCCCACACAGGGGCUGGAACUCACACAACUGUGGGCACGGAGAGGACGCCGGCGUCAUCUGCUCAGCUACUCAGGCCUCCACAUACUGGCCAGAUGCAUGGACAACUCCUUCCACAACUGCCCCUCCUCAAACCACAACAGGUUUCGGCACCGAUGCUGGUUUGGCCCUGAGGCUGGUGAACGGCGGUGACCGGUGUCAGGGCCGCGUGGAGGUCCUCUACCGAGGCUCCUGGGGCACCGUGUGUGACGACGGGUGGGACACCAACGACGCCAACGUGGUGUGCAGGCAGCUGGGCUGUGGCUGGGCCAGGUCGGCCACAGGAAGUGCCCGGUUCGGACAGGGCUCAGGCCUGAUCCUGCUGGACGACGUGGGCUGCUCGGGGCACGAGUCCUUCCUGUGGAGCUGCCCGCACAGCGGCUGGAACGUGCACAACUGCAACCACGGAGAGGACGCCGGCGUCAUCUGCUCAGCUGCUCAGGCCACCACAUCCUGGCCAGACGUGUGGACAACUCCAUCCACAACUGCCCCUCCUCAAACAACAACAGAUUUCGGGACCGAUUCAGCUCUGGCCCUGAGGCUGGUGAAUGGCGGUGACCGGUGUCAGGGCCGCGUGGAGGUCCUCUACCGAGGCUCCUGGGGCACCGUGUGUGAUGACAGUUGGGAUACCAACGACGCCAACGUGGUGUGCAGGCAGCUGGGCUGUGGCUGGGCCAGGUCGGCCCCAGGAAGUGCCCGGUUCGGACAGGGCUCAGGCCCGAUCGUGCUGGACAACGUGGGCUGCUCGGGGCAUGAGUCCUUCCUGUGGAGCUGCCCGCAUAAUGGCUGGAACUUACACAACUGUGGGCACCACGAAGACGCCGGUGUCAUCUGCUCAGCUGCUCAGGCCACCACAUCCUGGCCAGACGCAUGGACACCUCCUUCCACAAGUGUGUAUCCUCAAACAACAACAGAUUUCCGGACCGAUUCAGCUCUGGCCCUGAGGCUGGUGAACGGCGGUGACCAGUGUCAGGGCCGCGUGGAGGUCCUCUACCGAGGCUCCUGGGGCACCGUGUGUGACGACGGGUGGGACACCAACGACGCCAACGUGGUGUGCAGGCAGCUGGGCUGUGGCUGGGCCAGGUCGGCCCCAGGAAGUGCCCGGUUCGGACAGGGCUCAGGCCCUAUCGUGCUGGACGACGUGGGCUGCUCAGGGCACGAGUCCUACCUGUGGAGCUGCCCGCACAGUCCCUGGAACGUGCACAACUGCAACCACAGGGAGGACGCCGGUGUCAUCUGCUCAGGUGUUCCAACCACCACAUCCUGGCCAGACGUGUGGACAACUCCAUCCACAACUGCCCCUCCUCAAACAACAACAGAUUUCGGGACCGAUUCAGCUCUGGCCCUGAGGCUGGUGAACGGCGGUGACCGGUGUCAGGGCCGCGUGGAGGUCCUCUACCGAGGCUCCUGGGGCACCGUGUGUGACGACGGGUGGGACACCAACGACGCCAACGUGGUGUGCAGGCAGCUGGGCUGUGGCUGGGCCAGGUCGGCCCCAGGAAGUGCCCGGUUCGGACAGGGCACAGGCCCGAUCGUGCUGGAUGACGUGGGCUGCUCAGGGCACGAGUCCUACCUGUGGAGCUGCCCGCACAAUCCCUGGAACGUGCACAACUGCAACCACGGGGAGGACGCCGGCGUCAUCUGCUCAGGUGUUCCAACCACCACAUCCUGGCCAGACGCAUGGACAACUCCUUCCACAACUCCAUCCACACCUGUCUCUCUUCAAACAACAGCAGGGUUCGGGAACGACUCGCGUUUGUCCCUGAGGCUGGUCAACGGCAGUGACUCAUGUCAGGGCCGCGUGGAGGUCCUCUACCAAGGCUCCUGGGGCACCGUGUGUGACGACGGGUGGGACACCAACGACGCCAACGUGGUGUGCAGGCAGCUGGGCUGUGGCUGGGCAAGGUCGGCCCCAGGAAGUGCCCGGUUCGGACAGGGCUCAGGCCCUAUCGUGCUGGACGAUGUGAGCUGCUCGGGGCACGAGUCCUUCCUGUGGAGCUGCCCGCACAGGGGCUGGAACUCACACAACUGUGGGCACCAUGAGGACGCCGGCGUCAUCUGCUCAGGAGCCGAUGCCGGUUUGGCCCUGAGGCUGGUGAAUGGAGGUGACCGGUGUCAGGGCCGCGUGGAGGUCCUGUACCAAGGCUCCUGGGGCACCGUGUGUGACGAUGGGUGGGACACCAAAGACGCCAACGUAGUGUGCAUGCAGCUGGGCUGUGGCGAGGCCAGGUUGGCUCUAGAAAAUUCCUGGUUCGGGCAGGGCUCAAAACAGAUCGUGCUGGAUGACGUGGGCUGUUCUGGGCAUGAGUCCUACCUAUGGAGCUGCCAACACAGGGGCUGGAACUCCCACAACUGCAACCACGGAGAGGACGCCAGUGUCAUCUGCUCAGGAGCCGAUGCCGGUUUGUCCCUGAGGCUGGUGAACGGCAGUAACCCAUGUCAGGGCCGCGUGGAGGUCCUCUACCAAGGCUCCUGGGGCACCGUGUGUGACAAUGGGUGGGACACCAAUGACGCCAACGUGGUGUGCAGGCAGCUGGGUUGUGGCGGGGCCAGUUCAGCCCCAGGAAGUGCCCAGUUUGGACAGGGCUCAGGGCCAAUUGUGCUGGAUGAAGUGGAAUGCGCAGGGCAAGAGUCCUUCCUGUGGAGCUGCCCAAAUAGGGGCUGGAACUCCCACAACUGCAACCACAGAGAGUACGCCGGUGUCAUCUACACAGGAGCCGAUGCCGGUUUGUCCCUGAGGCUGGUGAACGGCAGUAACCCAUGUCAGGGCCGCGUGGAGGUCCUCUACCAAGGCUCCUGGGGCACCGUGUGUGACAAUGGGUGGGACACCAAUGACGCCAACGUGGUGUGCAGGCAGCUGGGUUGUGGCGGGGCCAGUUCAGCCCCAGGAAGUGCCCAGUUUGGACAGGGCUCAGGGCCAAUUGUGCUGGAUGAAGUGGAAUGCGCAGGGCAAGAGUCCUUCCUGUGGAGCUGCCCAAAUAGGGGCUGGAACUCCCACAACUGCAACCACAGAGAGUACGCCGGUGUCAUCUACACAGGAGCCAACUCCACUUUGGCCCUGAGGCUGGUGAACGGCAGUAACCCAUGUCAGGGCCGCGUGGAGGUCCUCUACCAAGGCUCCUGGGGCACCGUGUGUGACAAUGGGUGGGACAUCAAUGACGCCAACAUCGUGUGCAGGCAGCUGGGUUGUGGCUGGGCCAGUUCAGCCCCAGGAAGUGCCCAGUUUGGACAGGGCUCAGGGCCAAUUGUGCUGGACGAAGUGGAAUGCUCAGGGCAAGAGUCCUUCCUGUGGAGCUGCCCAAAUAGGGGCUGGAACUCCCACAACUGUGGGCACCACGAGGACGCCGGCGUCAUCUGCUCAGGAGCCGAUGCCGGUUUGGCCCUGAGGCUGGUGAACGGAGGUGACCGGUGUCAGGGCCGCGUGGAGGUCUUCUACCAAGGCUCCUGGGGCACCGUGUGUGACGAUGGGUGGGACACCAAAGACGCCAACGUAGUGUGCAUGCAGCUGGGCUGUGGCGAGGCCAGGUUGGCUCUUGGAAAUGCCUGGUUCGGACAGGGCUCAAAACAGAUCGUGCUGGAUGAUGUGGCCUGUUCUGGGCACGAGUCCUACCUAUGGAGCUGCCCCCACAGGGGCUGGAAUUCCCACAACUGCAACCACGGAGAGGACGCUAGUGUCAUCUGCUCAGGAGCCAAUUCCGGUUUGGCCCUGAGGCUGGUGAACGGCAGUAACCCAUGUCAGGGCCGCGUGGAGGUCCUCUACCAAGGCUCCUGGGGCACCGUGUGUGACGACGGGUGGGACACCAACGACGCCAACGUCGUGUGCAGGCAGAUGGGUUGUGGUGGGGCCAGUUCGGCCCCAGGAAGUGCCCAGUUUGGACAGGGCUCAGGGCCGAUUGUGCUGGACGAUGUGGACUGUUCAGGGCAAGAGUCCUUCCUGUGGAGCUGCCCAAACAGGGGCUGGAACUCCCACAACUGUGGGCACCAUGAGGACGCUGGAGUCAUCUGCUCAGGUGGGCCCCCCAUUGAAUUUUUCCCUCCACUUACAGGAGCCGAUGCCAGUUUGUCCCUGAGGCUGGUGAAUGGUGGUGACCGGUGUCAGGGCCGCGUAGAGGUCCUCUACCAAGGCUCCUGGGGCACCGUGUGUGACGACGGGUGGGACAUCAAUGAUGCCAACGUGGUGUGCAGGUGGUUGGGCUGUGGCCGGGCUAAGUCGGCCCCAGGAAGUGCUCGGUUCGGACAGGGCUCAGGACAGAUCGUGCUGGAUGACGUGGGCUGCUCAGGGAAUGAGUCCUACCUGUGGAGCUGCCCGCACAAUGGCUGGAACUCCCACAACUGCAACCACGGGGAGGACGCCAGUGUCAUUUGCACAGGAGCCGAAGCCGGUUUGGCCUUGAGGCUGGUGAACGGAGCUGACCAGUGUCAGGGCCGUGUGGAGGUCCUCUACCAAGGCUCCUGGGGCACCGUGUGUGACGACGGGUGGGACACCAACGAUGCCAACGUGGUGUGCAAGCAGCUUGGCUGUGGUGAGGCCAGUUCAGCUCCAGGAAGUGCCAAUUUUGGACAGGGCUCAGGUCCGAUCGUGCUGGAUGAUGUGGGCUGCUCAGGGAAUGAGUCCAACCUGUGGAGCUGCCCGCACAGGGGCUGGAACUCCCACAACUGCAACCACGGAGAGGACGCCGGCGUCAUCUGCUCAGGUGGGCCCCCCAAGUCUGUUCUCCCACAUGGGUGGUGUUUUCUUCUCAGCCCACCCUACAGUGAAUUUUUCUAUCCCCUUCUAGGAACCAAUGCUGGUUUGGACCUGAGGCUGGUGAAUGGCGGUGACCGGUGUCAGGGCCGCGUGGAGGUCCUCUACAAAGGCUCCUGGGGCACCGUGUGUGAUGACAGUUGGGACACCAAUGAUGCCAACGUGGUGUGCAGGCAGCUGGGCUGUGGUGGGGCCAGGUCAGCCCCAGGAAAUGCCCGGUUCGGACAGGGCUCAGGCCCGAUCGUGCUCGAUGAUGUAGCCUGCUCAGGGCACGAGUCCUACCUGUGGAGCUGCCCACACAGGGGCUGGAACUCCCACAACUGCAACCACGGGGAAGACGCCGGCGUCAUCUGCUCAGCAAGCCGGACACUGGCCACCCCCCUCCCCGCCUCCCUCCGGCCCACAGCCCCCCACCCCCAGGGCACUCAGCCCGGGCUCCCCCUGGCGCUCGCCAACGGCACCGGGAGGUGCUCGGGGCGCGUGGAGGUGUUCUACCGGGGCGCCUGGGGGUCGGUGUGCGGGGACGGCUGGGGCCUGCGGGAGGCCCAGGUGGUGUGCCGGCAGCUGGGCUGCGGCCGCGCGGUGUCUGCCCCGCUGGGCGCCCACUUCGGGCCGGGCUUCGGGAAGAUUCUCCUGGACAACGUGCACUGCAGCGGUGAGGAGCGCCACCUGGCCCUGUGCGCCCACGACACCUGGUUCACGCACGGCUGUGGCCACGAGGAUGACGCUGGGGCCGUCUGCUCCGGUCCUCUAGCGGCAGACGCCUUCCCGCCAGGGGAUGGCUUCUCUGAGCCUUCACUGACCAUAGCCCCGGAGGCCCGGACACCUCCACCUGCAGGAGGCUGGGCCCCCAUGAGGCUGGUGGGCAGCCGGGGGAGCUGCGCGGGCCGCGUGGAACUCUUCUACCAGGGCAUCUGGGGGACCGUGUGCGAUGACCUCUGGGACCUGCCACAAGCCAACGUCGUCUGCAGGCAGCUGGGGUGUGGCCGGGCCGUUUCAGCGCCCGGUGAGGCCCACUUCGGGGAAGGUUCUGGCAAGAUCCUGCUGGACGACGUGCGCUGCAGGGGCGACGAGGGGCGCCUGGAGGAGUGUGCCCACCUCGGCUGGCUCUCCCACAACUGCGGGCACGGAGAAGACGCGGGCGUGGUCUGCUCAGGUCGCCCGUCGGCUGCCAUGGCAGGGACGGCCGCUGCAGAGAAACCUCGGUGCGGCGGCGUCAUCACUAACUCGUCGGGCGCCGUGAGGAACCCGCCGCAGAGUGACAUGCAUGACAACGUGACCUGCGUGUGGGAGAUCCGGGCCAACGCGUCCGACCACGUGCUGCUGGCCUUCCCCUACCUGAACCUGGACUGCACCAACGAAUACUUUGACAUCCUGGACGGCCCCCCGUCCUCGGCCACGUCCCUGGGGAGGACCUGCUCUGGCUUCUACCUCACCUACGAGUCCUCCUCCAGCUCCAUGACCCUCAAGUACUUCCGGAGCUCCAACAACAUUGGGAAGGUCUUCAUUGCGUAUUAUUACUCCGCAGCCAAAGGGGACUGGCCGGAGCUGCGGCUGGCGGGCGGCUCCGGCCCAUGCUCAGGGCGCAUGGAGGUCCUCCGCCAGGGGGCCUGGGGCACCGUGUGCGACGACCUGUGGGACCUGAACGAGGCUGCGGUUGUGUGCCGGCAGUUGGGCUGCGGCAGGGCCAUCGCUGCCCUGGGGAAGGCCCACUUCGGCCCGGGCUCUGGGGAGAUCCUCCUGGACAACGUCCAGUGCUCGGGGGCGGAGCGCCACCUGGGCCAAUGCGUGCACUCGGGCUGGGCGGAGCACAACUGCGGCCACCAUGAGGAUGCUGGCGUCACCUGCUCUGAUGCAGAAGACCUGUCUCCUCCCACACCUCCAGGUGGUCCCACGGCAUCUCAGGAUCACAUAACAGGAGGAAGUGGCUCCUGUGGAGGGGUGCUGACCAGGCUCCCCGGCUCGUUUUCCAGCCCCCGGUACCCGGAAAACUACCCAACCGACACCCAGUGCGUCUGGGAGAUCCACGUGGAUAAAAAAUCCCGCAUCAAACUCCUGAUUCCGAGCCUGAGCCUGGAAGACCUCCCGGGGUGCCCCUUCGACUCGGUGGAGAUCUUCGACGGGCCCAGGAUCGCCUCGCUCUCCCUGGGCCGGUUCUGUGCCCCGGGAGCUCUGCUGGUCUUCUCCUCCUCCUCCAUCGUGACCGUGGUCUUCCGGAGCGACUUUGUGGUCACCAACUCCGGCUUCUACGCGCUGUUCGACGUGAUUCCGCCGGAUGAGGGCGAGCCAGAGGCGGCCGUCAGGCUGACCAACGGCAGCCACCCAUGCGAGGGCCGCGUGGAGCUGCUCGUCUUCGGCAUCUGGGCCACCGUGUGCGACGACGGCUGGGACCUGCGCGAUGCCCGGGUGGUGUGCCGGCAGCUGGGCUGUGGCCGGGCCCUGGCGGCCCCCGGGAGUGCGCACUUCGGCCCAGGCCGCGGCCCCAUCGCCCUGGACGACGUGGAGUGCGAGGGCACGGAGGGCGGGCUGGGCCGCUGCCUGCACAGCAACUGGCUCUCCCACAACUGUGGGCACCACGAGGACGCGGGCGUCACCUGCGCGGAUCUGCCCGUGGUGAGGCUGGCGGCCGGGCGGAGCCGGUGCGAGGGCCGCGUGGAGAUCCACCAUGACGGCGCCUGGGGGACCGUGUGCGACGACCUGUGGGGCCUGCCCGCCGCCCAGGUGGUGUGCCGGCAGCUGGGCUGCGGGGCGGCCCUGGCGGCCCCGGGGAGCGGGCUGUUUGGGGCCGGCUCCGGCCCCAUCUUCCUGGACGACGUGUGGUGCACGGGCAGCGAGACCAGCCUGGGGCGGUGCCACCACCUCGGCCUGUCGGUGCACAACUGCGGGCACCAGGAGGAUGCCGGGGCCGUCUGCGCAGAGUCACUGGGCCCGGACGGCUGUCUCAUUGCCAUCGUGUUUCUGUUCACUUGCAGCUCCCGUGUCCACGGCCCCGACCCCCACACCAGAUGCCUCCGCCAGCCCCACAGACGGGACCCCCCCACCCCCGCCCGGUAA